AUGGGGAACCACAUCUCCUACCAAACAUCCGAGUGUGAGAUCCUAUUGCCGGGAACAAGUGGCUGUGUCAAAGGCCUGCAAAAUGGCACUCAGUCGAGACGCUUCGCCGGAAUUCCUUACGCCCAACCCCCGGUCGGCGACUUGAGAUGGCGAAAACCUCAACCCUACCCUUUGCAACAGCUCACCGCAGGCCAGCCCGGGGAUACUUAUGAUGCGACGCGAUUUGGCCCUGUAUGCCCGCAGCCUAAUUACUCCAAAGCCGUCAGUUCCCAUGGUGGACCUAAACACACCUAUCGUGAAGAUUGUUUACGCCUUAAUAUCUGGACACCCGUUCCUGCCCCCCAAGUGCGCAAUCCCCGGUGGCCUGUCGUCAUCUGGUUUCAUGGGGGUUGGUUCCAGAUUGGCGACCCCAGCCAGGAGCCGGGAAUGGACCCCACAGAACUUAUCUCCACUGCACAGUUAAAUGCCAUCUUCAUCGCAGUUGGCUACCGAUUGAAUGUCUUUGGCUUUCUGGCAGGCGAGGCAUUGCGAGAGGAGUCAGCUGGCCAAGAAGUCGGAAACUAUGGUCUUUGGGACCAGCGACUCGCCCUGGAAUGGGUGUACCAGAAUAUUGCUGCCUUUGGGGGCGACCCGGAGAACAUCACAAUCUCGGGUCGCAGUGCUGGCGCUUAUGCGGUUCAAGCUCAAGUUCUGUAUGACUUCCGGGGCGAGAUGGAGGAAGCUAUGCGCAACAAGUUCCGCAGACUGUACUUGCACUCAAACGCGAUUCCGUCCCAGCCCAAGACAGUACAGGAUUGUGAGCCACAGUUCGAUGAAUUGUGUCAGCACUUUGGCAUUUCAGCAGACCUGACAGGGGCAGAGAAGUUGAAGAAGCUGCGAGCCAUCAGUGCAACAGACUUGUGUGAUGCGAUCAUGAAACUCAAAUACCACACCUUCCGACCGGUCACGGAUGGUGUCUUCAUCCAUUCAGGCGUCUUUGACUAUUAUCGCAAUGGAUCUUUCGCCGCCGAGUUCAAGAGGCGUGGCCUGCGGUUGUUUAUUGGAGAAGUCCGAGAUGAAAACACACUGUAUGCCGUGACGAACGGCCCGGAGGCCAAUCUGGAAUCAUUGAAACUGCAAGUGUCCAAUUAUUAUUCUCCUGCCACAACAGACCGUUUACUACGCCAUUAUGUCCUACCAGAUUCCACAGACAAGCAGGAAUGGCAAUCUGUAUUCGGACAAAUCAUCGCCGACGGGCAGGUCCGAGCGCCCUACAGGUUUCUGGUGAACAAUCUCCUGGAGCAUGGGGCGGAUCUCAAGGAUGUCUGGCGGUAUCUCAUCGCAUACCGCUUGUCGUUCAUCACUGAAAAGGUAGCGCCAGCAUCUUUUGGAGUGAGCCACAGCAUGGACAGACCCAUAUGGAAUUACUCAAUCAUGCAUGGACCCAGUCCUGCAGAGCGCGUCUUGAUGGACGCCUGGAUCCGAGAUCUAGUAGCCUUUGUGAACGACCAGCCUGACUAUGACUAUGGUACACGGUCGGCAGAUGAGUACAAGGUGAUGACUCCGGAGGGCAAGAUUGAGGUUCAAAAGGACGGCCGAUGGGAUAGUCUGUUGCAGCUGAUGGAUGUGUUUUCGGGACGUUCGGAGUCUUGA
Molecule: messenger RNA, 1632 nt
Organism: Aspergillus tubingensis
Lineage: Eukaryota; Fungi; Ascomycota; Eurotiomycetes; Eurotiales; Aspergillaceae
Product: acetylcholinesterase
Exons: 2
Coding region: 1-1632 (543 amino acids)
Source: RefSeq, a predicted model, not a curated record